AUGGAUCACCAGAACACUCCUCGUCGCUCGGCUCCUCGCCAGCCAUUGGGUGACGCCACGCAGCGCCUCAACCAUGCCACCGUAGCCCACCUCAACCGCCGGUACGAGGUUGGCGACGUCGAGAACCACAUAGCAACAAAGUCCAUGAACGCCACUCGCGGUUGCUCAAACCCCGUUCUUACUAUUAAGGACUCUUCAGCUGAGCAGCGCACCCACUACCCGCCGGCCCCGGCCGCCCUGGCCGACCUUGGCUCAGCCAACUCGCGCCCUGCUGUCCGCAACCCGACCUCUCAGGACGCCUCUAAUGCUCGGCGUGUUUCCCAGUUCUCCAAUGUCUCCUCAAACGCGUCCAGCACGCGCCAGCUCAAAACCCACAUUGGUCCUUGGCAGCUAGGGAAGACGCUGGGGAAGGGCUCCUCCGCACGGGUGCGAUUAGCCCGCCAUCGGGUUUGUCACCAGCUCGUGGCAAUCAAGAUAGUGGCCAAGAGCACCGCCCACAUGACACAAGCAGGUAGCCUGGCGAACUUGGACUCCAUCGAUUACAGGAAGCCAACAACCAGUACGGAUGGUGGUCUACGCCGGAUGCCACUGGCCAUUGAGCGAGAGGUCGCUAUUCUCAAACUCAUCCGUCACCCUAAUAUCAUCGAGCUCCUUGACAUUUGGGAAAACCGGUCGGAGAUCUACCUGGUCACCGAGUACGUUGAAAAGGGGGAUCUGUUCGAGUUCAUCAAUUGGAACGGCCCCCUCCAUGAAGAAGAGGCCAUCUUUUACUUCCGCCAAAUCAUGACUGCUCUUGACUAUUGCCACUCAUUCAACAUAUGCCACCGCGAUCUCAAGCCUGAAAACAUCCUGUUGAAGGCGAAUGGGCAAAUCAAGAUUGCGGACUUUGGCAUGGCUGCCCUGCAACAGAACCCCAACCAUCAACUUCGAACGGCCUGCGGAAGCCCUCACUAUGCGGCCCCUGAACUGCUCCGCCACCAGUUUUACAAGGGCUCGGCUGUGGAUAUCUGGAGCAUGGGCGUGAUUCUGUAUGCCAUGUUGGCGGGGCGCCUCCCGUUUGACGACGACGACAUGGAGGUCAUGAUGAUGAAGGCGAAGCGCGCGGAGUACAGAAUGCCACCGCAUUUGACGAGGGAAGCAAAGGAUCUCAUCCGGAGAAUUCUGGUGGAUCAGCCUGCUCACCGCAUCACGAUGAAGCAGAUGUGGCGGCACGCUCUCAUCAAGACUUACGAUUAUCUUGACGCAUACCAGAACUGGGAUGGCCAGUCACAAAUUGCGCUGCCGAACUUGGGCAACCUACCCGUCCCGGAAGAAAUCGAUGUACAGAUCUUGCGUCAGCUGAAAGCACUAUGGCACACCUACUCGGAAUCCGCUCUCUCAGAGCGACUUAGACAGAAAAAACCAAACGAUCAAAAGCUGUUCUACUGGCUCCUCUACAAUCACCGCGAGGCUCAGCUGGAGAAUUACAACAACAACGUCCCAAUAUCCAAGAGCGAUUUUCAUCACCUCAAGCCGCCAAACUGGGGCAAGCGCAUCUCGACUUGUGAAUUCACCAAGUCGGGCCGCAAAGGCCAGACCAGGACUGUGUCCCGAUUUACGGUAAUUUCUAAUGUUCCAGACAUUGAUGAUGCCGGCACCAUCCGGAGCUACGAUCCCUACAACGCGUCCCGCAUUCUCAAGCCGUGCGAUUCUCAAGUAAGCCACGCCAAAAUCGUCAUCCAUCGCAACAACCCUGAGCCAGGUGUCUCCCCAUCCCCGACGACUGUCUCUCACUCGUACCGCUCAUACCGAUCCGCGAAUGGCUCCUCUCGCCAGCGGUCGGGAACGAACCCCCGACGUACGAGUACGGCAUGCCAGCUCAGGUCCGCCCAGACCUCAAUGGGCUCCAUUCGCAGUCACCAGAGCAACCCUCGUGUUCGGGCAAACAACCGGUCCAAGCGCACUGUCGACUUUUCGAGCAUUCGGAAUAGGAGUCAGCACCACCGUCGGAACCGCCGUACGACAUUGGCCGCUCCGGCCAGCAGCGGGGGGAGUAACACCACUUACGACCGUGAACCUCUGUCGCCCUCUGGCCAUACCAAAAAACCAAGCGCCCAUCAAGUUUCGGUUACCCAGUCAAUGGUAGAUGUUGGCCACAGGGCCGAAGACUCGUUCAUUUGGAGCAAGGAGCUCGAGCAGCUCGGGCACAGGAUUGCUCGUGAUUGUGAUGAGGCCUUCCGGAGCUCCCUUCUCUUAUCAGAACCCAGAAAAGUUGAGACAGGUUCUCUCGAGGCCAGUCCAUUCAUGCUGCCCCUGCGUAGCUCGCCCGUUGUGCAGGAUCGCUCAGUUUCCUCACCUGCGCCGUAUCCCUGGGACAACCGACCACUUCCUCCCCUUCCGUCCAAAGAUACCAUCACGCCUCUGUCAAUUCGGAAGGACAAUGACUCAGCUUCUUUGGCAGCGAAGACGUCGAAACUGCAGCCCAACUUAGACGUGUUAAUCCCUGACCGUCGCGUUGUUUCGGAGCCAGCCUAUGAUCGACCGAGCAAAGAUGCGGGGCCAUUGCCUUCCAUUCGCGAAAACACGUCUGACAACUGGAUGAGGCAAAACGGUGGUAGACACAACUUUGCUCUGACCCCUUUGGGAACACCUAUCUAUGCUAAGAACAAGGGAUUGGACUUCCUAGCGAGGCCCGAGAAUACAAUCCGGGUCGUCAACUCGCCGUCAGCGAAUGGCGCCGCAUACCUCGUAGAUAUCCCUGAACCUCUCAAUGUUCGCAAAAUAUCGCAAAAGAAUAACAAUGCCAGGCCGACAGAGACGUCUUCGCUUCAUGAUCGCCAGAGGCCGUCGUUUUGUGGGUCGGAACAGAAAGGCCAGUCAACGGAAGGUAACAGGAACGAUAGCACCGCAUCCAAAAAGAGGGUUUCCUCCUGGUUUAGACGCGCCCCCAAGGAGGCUGCCAGCGGCAGAACCAUUGAAACCACGUCUGACAGCUCCGUUCGGUCCAAGGAGACCCUCGUGGCUUCGGAGCCCAGCAAUCUCAGUCGCCCCACGUCGCAGUACACUGACGGUCCUUCUCUCCGGCGCCCGAAUAAGAAAAAGUCGUUCGGUCUUGCUUUCUGGAAGGGAGCCAAGGAAGAGAUGAAGAUGUCGAUCGCAGACUCCGAUCCUGAGGAAGUCCAACUCCACAAUGAAAAGAAAAAGAGAAAGAGACGUUCCAGCAAGGAGCCCAGGGUACUGAGUGGCACAGCAUACAGCUUCUGGUCUGGAAGCGAUAGCGGCAUCCGCAAGAUUGAAGUGCAGCAGAACUGGCUGGCGCGCCUCUUCCGCGUUAAGCCUGCUAUGCGCUACCUCUGUUUCAACAUCCUCAAGAGGCGCGCCCGUCAGGAGGUGGCCAUUUUACUCCGCGAGUGGCACCUCAACCUGAAAGAGGUGUCAUUUGCCGUCGAGCUCAUGACAGUCAUUGAGCAUGGAAAGCGCAACCAGCUCAGCAUCGCCCGCUUCACCCAGGAGAAGGGGGCAGCGAGCAGCUUUCACCGGGUUGUGGACGCCAUCAAUGCUGCCUUUGGCACCCGCGCGUUGCUAGUCACCGAUAAGCGGAAGGUGAGCAUGAUGAUCAAGACGCUCAAUUCUUGA
Molecule: messenger RNA, 3615 nt
Organism: Thermothelomyces thermophilus ATCC 42464
Lineage: Eukaryota; Fungi; Ascomycota; Sordariomycetes; Sordariales; Chaetomiaceae
Exons: 5
Coding region: 1-3615 (1204 amino acids)
Biological process (GO): intracellular signal transduction; protein phosphorylation
Cellular component (GO): cytoplasm
Molecular function (GO): ATP binding; protein serine/threonine kinase activity
Source: RefSeq, a predicted model, not a curated record